This is a messenger RNA of Sebastes umbrosus (honeycomb rockfish), 2246 nucleotides long. Its product is annotated as ankyrin repeat and MYND domain-containing protein 2-like. The coding region runs from base 454 to 1746 and encodes 430 amino acids. The record is from RefSeq and is a predicted model, not a curated record. Gene Ontology annotation, biological process: regulation of smoothened signaling pathway. The transcript is spliced from 10 exons. NCBI's taxonomy places the organism in Eukaryota, Metazoa, Chordata, Actinopteri, Perciformes, Sebastidae. Gene Ontology annotation, molecular function: protein binding.
AUUAAUGAACAAACAAUAUUAAAAAAUACAUUUAAAACAAAUUAAAUGAACUCCCAUUAUAUAAAUGUGUUUUUUUUCCUCAACAUUAUGUUUAUUAAGUUUUCAACAGUUGAUAAAAAAAGAAAAAAAUUAAAUUAAAAUUAAAAUUAAAUUAAAAGGCAACAACAACAAAAAAAAAAAAUCUGCCUGGAGCCGCAAAACGUGAUCAUUGUGAUGAAGGUAACACAGUUUAUAGUCUAAGUAUAUAUUAUAUAAGUCUAUUUGAGGGACAAAGAGACAAUGUACUACGGAGUAUUAGGUUGCUGACCCCUGACCUCUGGUCUAUAGUGGUACGUUCCAGGGAGGGCUCAACUCUUAGUUGUGUCCGGUGCAGUUUCUCGUCCUUCAGCAGACUGUAACCGUCAGCCGGAGAGAAGAGACGGAUCAUUCAUUCUGAUCAGAAUAUCUGAGAGGAUGGCUGCACCUCAGAGAGGACCUCUGUCUCCAUCGGAGAGGAAGAUCCUGCAGGUUAUUGCUGCUGGUGAUGUUCAGGAAGCCGCCCAGCUGCUCGCCAGCAAAGAAGUUCAGGUCAACUGUUUGGACGAGUAUGGCAUGACUCCUCUGAUGCACGCAGCCUAUAAGGGCAAGGCCGACAUGUGUCGCCUGCUGCUGCAGCACGGAGCCGACGUCAACUGCAACCAGCAUGAAUACGGAUACACGGCUCUCAUGUUCGCUGGCCUGUCAGGGAAGACAGACAUCACCUCCAUGCUGCUGGAGGCCGGAGCAGAGAAAGACGUGGUGAACUCAGUGGGUCGCUCCGCUGCUCAGAUGGCAGCGUUUGUAGGCCAGCACGACUGCGUAACAGUGAUCAACAACUUCUUCUCGCGGGCGACGCUGGAGUACUAUACGAGACCACAGGGGCUGGAGAGGGAGCCCCGGCUGCCCCCCCGGCUGGCAGGACCCUUACACAAGAUCAUCAUGACCACCAACCUCAACCCGGUCAAGAUAGUCCUGCUGGUGAAGGAGAACCCUGCGCUGGUGGACGUGGAGGCUCUGGAGCAGUGUUACCAGGUGAUGGACCUGCUGUGUGAGCAGUGUGUGAAGCAGCAGGACAUGAACGAGGUCCUGGCCAUGAAGAUGCACUACAUCAGCUGCGUGCUGAAGAAAUGCCUGGCCUUCCUACACAAACGAGAUGACAAGCUGGAUGCACUCGUCAAGAGCCUGUUGAGGGGGAGAGACAGCGACGGCUUCCCACAGUACCAGGAGAUGUUCAUCCGGGACUGUAUCAGGAAGUUUCCUUACUGUGAGGCCACACUCCUUCAGCAGCUGGUGAGGAGCAUUGCACCGGUAGAGAUUGGCAAUGAUCCAACGGCGUACUCAGUGUUGACCCAGGCCAUCGCAGGUCAGAUGACGUUCGUAGAUGCUGACUACUGUGCUACGUGUGGGGAGAGGGGAGCCGACAAGAGGUGCUCUCUUUGUAAAGCAGUGACUUACUGCAGCUUGACGUGCCAGAAGCUCCACUGGUUCACCCAUAAGAAGAUGUGCCGUUCUCUGCAGGAGCAGGACGCCGACCUGGAGAAGGAUACGCCGAGGCUGAAAGAGCUGAAAGAUGACGAGAGCAACCUGGUGAUGGAGACGGCCAACUUCCUGCAGGAGCUGUGUCUGCGUGCGGAGGAGCAGGUGGCUGCUGCUGGAGGCUGUCCUGCAGAGCUCCUGGUCUGUCCGUCCACGUCCUCCGCUGAGGGACCGUCCUGCCCUCAAGACUGAGGCGAGACAGACGACCAAAAGGGUCCUGAAUCAUGCUGAGUCAUCUCUUCUGGGGGAUUUACACAAAGGUUAUAAAUGGAGCGGCGAGGCUUAACAGAAAGCAUGUCAGCAGGGUGCAUCCUGUUUGUAUAUAUUUCACACCAGCUAGAACCCCUUUAGUCUGAUUAGUGAAUAAGAGAGACAGAAGGUCUAACGUUGGUAUUUAUGUGACAGUUUCUUAGCAGGAUACCUCCAAACGUUGUGAAUGAAUUAGCGUGUAAACCUGGGGAAAGGUUAGUCAAAGGUCAAAACAAGUGAUUCAUAUAACUUAAGUUUGUUUGCAUAUCAACAGACACAAGAAGAGAAACAGUGACGGUGUUGCAGAGCUGGCUGUGUGGUGCUGGUGUGUGCUAGCCAACCUGGAACUGUAAUGGGAACGGCUCGGUUUGAGUUGGGCCGGGGAUCUUUGUUGCAUCUGUAAUAAUACUAUAAUGCUACAGAAUUUAAAUACCUGCUAGAAA